Messenger RNA from Danaus plexippus (monarch butterfly), 2852 nucleotides. RefSeq lists its product as uncharacterized. The coding region runs from base 399 to 2732 and encodes 777 amino acids. The record is from RefSeq and is a predicted model, not a curated record. The transcript is spliced from 14 exons. Lineage: Eukaryota; Metazoa; Arthropoda; Insecta; Lepidoptera; Nymphalidae.
UUAUUUGUUUAGUCAACAUUAAAUAUUUCUUAAAGAUUUGAUGGUUGAGUGUAGUCAAAUUUUUGCCUUUCUAUUUGCUCCAAAAAAAAAAAAAAACUAAAGUUAGCAGCUAUUAUCACGACAGUAAACACAAUUUAUAAAUCUUUUUACGACUUGCGAUUGAAAACUCAAAACAUUGAUGUUUUGAGCUAACGUUCAUGUGAUUGGCGCACACGAAUAGCUGUGAUAAAUUAAAAACAAAAAUAUUCGCUGUACUAAGAAUGUGAUUACUUACAGUUUAUAUAAAGAAAAUUACUCAUUUAGUGUAAAUAUGAUAAUUAUAUUGUUAUGGUAACGCGUAAUAUAAUAAAGGGUGAUAAAAAUUGUUGCGUUUUAACAAAAUUUUGUCGUUCUGAACCAUGUUUGAGGUGGCUCACUUUCUCACAAUAUUAAGCCUUGCUUUGGGCGCCGAUGUCUACGAUCAAUUCAAUCAAGAAGCGGUCAUCGUGUCUGAAUACUGUCCCAGUAUCCCAGGGUGUCAAGAUGGAACCCACGUGAUGUGUCUACAUUACCAUCCCGAGAGCGAAAUGGGCCCGGGUUGUGUACAUCCAGUCAAUAUAACUAUGACUCCAGACUUAGCUCAACUGAUCGUCGAUAUUUCUAAUAGAAUCAGAAGUAAGAUUGCAAAUGGUUUGGGGAGAGGUGAAGAAGCGGUGGAUCUUCCAAAGGCGUAUGGAAUGUAUAGGCUGAGUUGGGACACGGAGUUGGCUACAUUGGCCCAGGUUUGGGCAAAUCAGUGCAUAUUCAGUCUCGAUCUUUGCCGUUCAACCAGAAGAUUUCCAACUGUCGGUCAAGUUGUUGGCAUGAGUCGGUACACCUUAGACACUUGGAUGCCAAUAUCUGAAGAUGCAGCGCAGAUCUUCAAUACCUCAACCCUCACUCCUGACAAAGUCAGAUACGCUAUCACAUAUAUCUUGAAAGCCUGGUAUGAGACGAAGAAUGACGUGUUACCGGAUGUUAUAGAGUAUUUCGAUAUUAAGAGUUACUCAAAGCAUAAUCAGUUUGUACAACUCGUGAGUGGUCCCAGCACACACGUCGGGUGCGGAAUAUCCGCAUACAGGGAGUACUCCUACAAUAAUAACAACGCUGCUCUGAACUAUAAUUCAAUACAACUAGUAUGCAACUUUUCGCACCAGCCUCGUGUUGAUGAGUCCGUGUAUCAAACAAAGCCGCCAACGGAACCCGGGUACACUGUGAAAUGCGGAUGUCCGCUGGGAUAUGAUGAGGAUGAAGAUUGUCUUUGCUAUGAAACCGAGAGGGAAUUGCCAUACAGCUGUAAAAGCACUGGUAGGUGCAAACCCUCUGUUGUUGUGUUACCUAUUUUCACCGUAGAAGAUGCACCCAUUCACAGUAUAGGGCAAAAUAAAAGUUCACAAAUCACACCAGCUGUAGGUCCUGACGUCGUGUUAAAGAGACGAAUAAAUAGUAAAGACUACAGUAGAUCGCAAAAAAAUCAUAAACAAGCCAUAAAACAGGACAGCACAAUAAAAUCAAGAAGAAUUAAUGUUGAUGUAAAGAAAAGAUACUUUACAGAAAGAAAAGGAAAAAAACAAUCGAGACUGUUAAACGAACAUUAUAGAAGACACACACCCAGACAAAGCAUUUUUGCUAAAGCCGCAGUUUUUGAACUACCCUCCAGAUUGAAACAAUACGGUCACAAGGUGAAUAACUAUAAAAAAGAUGUUGCACCUAGAAGAGACUUUAGAGAAGUUCAUACGAUUGUAUCAAAAUAUUUAGAAGGUCGUAAAAUGGGGAUUCCGUUACGACAUAGUAUAGAAAGAAAAAACUUAACAAUUUCUAGAUUUACUGAAAUACCUUCGUAUACUGUCACAAUAACAAGCACACCGCAUACUGUAAAUCGUUUUAAAAAAGAUAAAUUUAAUUAUGGAAAUUUAAAUACCACGAAAAUGCCAAGAAACGGAGAAACGAGUAUUAAGCCAUUGAAUGAAGAUACUGACCAAAUGUUGAUGGAUUUAUUGGAUAAAUUGGAGGAAGAAGUGAAUAAUAUACAUUUUAAUACAAAAGAAAAAGAAUUUUUCGAUGAAAAGAUACGCAAAAUAUACGGAACCUUAAUCAAGAAACCAGUUGUAGUGGAACCGAAAAUUGUUGUACCCAAUACAAACGUGUCCCUUGAUUAUAAUGUUGAUAAUAAUCUGAUAGAGAAUGAUAUGAAUGGACACAAUUUUUGGUCAGAUAGUAACAAAGUCAAUGCGUAUAGCUAUCCCCAGUUAGAAGAUAGACCGAUAAACGAAAAAUCUUAUAAAAAACAAAAAGAAAACAUAAAUGAGGAUAAAAAAGAUACAGUUUACAAAAAAUCUAAUAAAUUUCCAUACAACAAACCUUUGUAUAAUUUUGAUAUAGAUGAAAGGGAAUUGAGUGAUAUGUAUUUAAGGAAGAAAUCACGUUUGAACGCUCUGUCGAGGGGAAAGGUUAGGAAUGAAGAUUAUUUUAAAAGUGACUUGGAGGAUUAUAACUCACUUGAUUCAGACAGACGUCGCCAUUACUAUGACAAACUGAGUAACCUGCAGAGAAAAAUCAGUUUGAUGAAAAAACACAAACGUCAGAAUUUCGUUUCUGGAGAUCGUCACAUAAGACCUGUCCGUCCACCCAAACAUCCCAAUUUAAGUCACAAUAGACCAAAAGAAAUGGAACUCUACAUGCCUAACAGAGCAAGAUUUUUACACGGAUUUUAAAAGCAAGGAAUUUAUCAAAAUAGACGAAUGUUCAAAAAAAAAAACGUAAAAAAAAAAUAUAGAAAAUAUUUAAUCUUAAUUAUAAUAAUCUAAAGUAUACGAUUAGGGUUGUAAUUUUAC